Molecule: messenger RNA, 1065 nt
Organism: Arachis stenosperma
Lineage: Eukaryota; Viridiplantae; Streptophyta; Magnoliopsida; Fabales; Fabaceae
Exons: 1
Coding region: 1-1065 (354 amino acids)
Molecular function (GO): zinc ion binding; nucleic acid binding
Source: RefSeq, a predicted model, not a curated record
AUGAAGAUUUUUGUGCAAGCAAUAGAUUACAGACUAUGGAAGAUCAUCCUUGAGGGUCCUCAGUUUCCAACCACUACAAGUGCUGAAGGAGUAAUCUCACUCAAACCAGAAGCCAGCUGGACCAAAGAAGACAGAAAGAAGGUGGAGUUCAAUGCCAAGGCUAUCAACUUGCUCAACUGUGCUAUCAGCUUCAAGGAGUACCGACAGGUAUCACGAUACACAAUGGCAAAGGAAAUCUGGGAUAAACUUCAAAUCACUCAUGAAGGAACCAUCAUAGUAAAGAAGACAAGGAUAGACAUGUUGAACAGAGAAUAUGAAAUGUUCUCAAUGAAGGAAGGAGAAUCAAUAGAUGAAAUAUUUGAAAGAUUCAACAUCAUCAUUGUUGGCUUGGAUGCUAUGGGAAUUACGUAUCCUUAUUUUGUGCUUGUGAGGAGAGUUCUUAGAUGUCUUACUAAAGAGUGGAAAACAAAAGGUUUAAUCAUAUCUGAGAGUAGUGGUCUAGAUUCCAUGACAUAUGAUGACUUGAGAGGAAACCUACUUGCUUUUAAAAACACUUAUUUGAAAAAAGAUUCAAAAAAGAAAGGAAUUGCUUUUACAUCUGUUACUAACCCCCUGGAUGAUGAAUCCAGUGAUAAUUCCUCUGAAAAGAAAUUUGUGUUGUUUGCCAAAAAAUUCAAGAAAAUGGUGAAGUUCAAAAAAAGAAGCAAGGAAAGCAGCUCAAGAAAACAAAGGAAAGAUCUCAGCAAGGUGACAUGUUACAACUGCAAAGAAACUGGGCAUUUCAAGUUAGAUUGCCCAAAGUUGAAGAAAGAAGAGAAGCCAAAGAAGGGAAAGAAGAAAGGGUUGAUGGCUUCUUGGGAGGACUUAGAAAAUAAUUCUGAAGAUGAUGAAGAAUCCAAAACCAAGUCUCAACCAUGUCUUAUGGCUGACCACAUUGAACAGGUAGUCAUUUCUAACCUUGACACUGAAACUCUUCAUCUUAUGAUAGAUAACUUUUUUGAAAAAAUAAGAUGCUUUUUGCUGGAUGAUCAAGAUCUUGAACAACAAAUCACCAUUCUUAAAUAA